AUGCCUUCGAUCGCACCUGCAGAACACAGUUGGUCUCCAAACUACCACCGUCACAUGGAGGAGAAUCAUUCCAAUGGUGUAACCAACAAAGACAUGGCCAUCAAUCUACUGCAAACCCGGCUGGAAUUGUCUCUCAUACGGGAGGACUUCCAAGACCAGUUGCGUGAGCUCCGACAGGGUGUUAAUCGAGACUUGGAUGCCAUGAACCGUGAGGUCGAUGACGUUCGCGUUGGUCAGCUGGAUAUCUCUAGUCUUGUUGCUGAUUAG
This is a messenger RNA of Lactuca virosa, 267 nucleotides long. The record is from the annotation of a GenBank genome assembly. Lineage: Eukaryota; Viridiplantae; Streptophyta; Magnoliopsida; Asterales; Asteraceae.